This is a messenger RNA of Diospyros lotus (date-plum), 3865 nucleotides long. RefSeq lists its product as uncharacterized. The transcript has 9 exons. Gene Ontology annotation, molecular function: protein binding. NCBI's taxonomy places the organism in Eukaryota, Viridiplantae, Streptophyta, Magnoliopsida, Ericales, Ebenaceae. Bases 647 to 2815 code for a protein of 722 amino acids. The record is from RefSeq and is a predicted model, not a curated record.
UUCUUUCUUUGAAAGGCUGCCCCUCGAAGCUAGGCCUAAUCCCAAUAGCAAAGCAAGGGGUUGGAUUUUGUCUCUAAUAAUUAUUUUUGAACAUAAUUAAUGAAAAAUAAAUACCAUUUGUAUGAAAUUUUGUAUAAAACCACCUUGUUUAGUUGUUUCUCUAUUAUAAAUUAUAUGUUUUGCAUAAUAUAUGGAUAUGGAUGUUCUUAUUUUAAGAAAAAAAAAUUAAGAGAGAGAGAGAGAGAGAGAGGGGCAGAAGAACAAACAUCCAGGGCAGGGCAUCCCCAUUCCCUUCUGAUUUCUUCCUUCCCUCUACUACACACCCACUAAGAUGCUCAACUCUCGUUUCUCGGGUCAUCCGUUUCACGAAAACCAAGGAAUUUCCCCUUCCCUAUCUCCAAUUUGCCCUCUCUUCUUCCCCCUAAUUUCUACUUCCAAUCCCCCUCCUGUCCCUCCUCUAAUUGCUUCGCUGUUCAACCCAAUACUCUCGCCUUCAACCCGCCCUGAUACACAGGGAUAGAUGCAUAGGGCACCGAUCCUCCCACCCAUGCCUUCUUCUCCGGGCUUCCUUCGAUCUCCCACAACCAGCCCCAUGGCUGAAAAAUUUAUUUUCUGUAGCUGGGAUUACACGGACUGAACUCAAGGAAUGAUGGGUAGCUUCCGUGAAGAAGACGAAGAAUUUAGAUUCUUUGAUGCCCAUGAUGACAUUUCACCAGUCAGUGAUUGCCUCGAGACUCCUGGUUCUAGUUUUCGUUCUGAUAAUAGUGCAUCAAGUAGUUUCGACUAUGAAGUGUGGACUAAAAUCCCUCAAAGUGUUCAAGAGCGUCGUAGCAAAUUCUUGAAUUGGAUGGGGCUGAACUCGGGUCAAAUGGUCUUGAAGAAUCAGGGGGAUGAAUGCCGUGAUCUGUAUAAGGAGGAGAUAGACAGAAUUAUGAAGAGUAGUGGAGCAGUAUUGAGAACUUCAUGCUUUGAAGAUGAGUUUUCUUCAAGCCGGUCUUCUAUGUCAAGUUGGUCCAACGGUGCUUGUGAUGUUCUGGAAGAAUCUGGCUCCAUCAUAAGCAGAAAUUUGGGUGGUGGAACAGAAUGUAAUGCAGAUGAAUUGGGGAAGAAGAAUAUGCAGAAUAGACCUCAAGGAUCAGGUUUGGCCCAAUUGGUUGUGCCUGACAAGUUUCAGAACACUUGUAGUUCAUCUCCAGCAGUUCAGCAGCCUAGGCCGAGAGAAACUGAGGGUGGUAACAAUUCAGGCAGGACGUUGAAUAGAGUAAAGAGCAAGUGGUUGAGCAGACUACGUUCCAUGACAUGCAUUGCAGAUAGGCAAGGGGUAGCUGAUAGUAUAAGACCGACUAACUCCAGGCCUACACAGGGGGCUAGGGUUCAGAGAGUUAAGGUUCGGCCUUGCAAAAAGCAGGUUAAGGAACUCUCUGCACUAUUCAUGGGACAAGAUAUUCAGGCACACAAAGGUUCAAUUUUGACAAUGAAAUUCAGCCUUGAUGGACGCUACCUUGCCACUGCUGGUGAAGAUGGUAUUGUGCGUGUAUGGCAAGUGGUUGUGGAUGCCAGAUCAAAUGAAAUUGACAUUCCAGCUGUUGAUCCUUCAUGCAUUUAUUUUACCGUGAAUCAUCUUUCUGAGUUGGCACCCGUUGUCGUGGAGAAAGAGAAGUUGUGCAAAUUAAAGAGCCUAAAAAAAACUGAAGACUCAGCUUGUGUCAUCUUCCCACCAAGGGUCUUCCGGAUAUUGGAGGAGCCACUACAUCAAUUCCACGGACACAACUGUGAGAUCUUAGAUCUGUCAUGGUCAAAGAAUAAUUUUCUGCUUUCAUCUUCAGUUGAUAAAACUGUGCGAUUGUGGCAAGUGGGAUCUGAGCAUUGCCUUAAAGUUUUUCCACAUAGUAAUUACGUGACUUGCGUUCAGUUUAACCCUGUGGACAAUAAUCACUUUAUCAGUGGUUCGAUAGAUGGGAAAGUUCGGAUCUGGGCAAUCACUGGUUGCGUUGUUGAUUGGAUAGAUAUAAGGGAUAUUAUCACGGCCAUAUGUUAUCACCCUGAUGGGCAGGGUAUGAUUGUUGGCUCUAUGACAGGGAAAUGUCGCUUUUACAACAUAUCAGAUAAUCAUAUCCAUUUUGAAGCUCAGAUAAGCUUAAACAGUAAGAAAAAGGCUCCAUGGAAAAGGAUAACUGGCUUCCAGUUCUUCCCGCAAGACCCAAGUAAACUAAUGGUGACCUGUGCGGAUUCACAAGUUAGAAUUCUUCAGGGGCUUAAUGUUGUUGGCAAAUACAAAGGCCUUCGUAAUACAGGAAACCAACUUUUUGCAUCUUUCACGUCAGAUGGAAAGCAUAUUGUAUCCACUUCUGAAGAUUCUAAUGUGUAUGUUUGGAACUGCUAUGAUCAGAAAGAUCUUUCUAGGUCCCAGCCAAAAAUAAUUAGGUCUUGUGAACGCUUUUCGACUAAUGCAUCAAUUGCUCUUCCUUGGUCUGGCUUCAAGUUUGAAACUUUGGAAAAAGGAUGGCAAUUUCAUGUUGUGGAUGAGACUUUGUGGGAUAUAUUACCUUUCCCUUCGCCCAUUUGUUUCUCUCUUGGUCAGGAGUUCAUUUUAGAGUCUUUCCCCAAAGGAACUGCCACAUGGCCAGAGGAGAAGCUUAUUAGUUCAAGCCAACAGGCUGUGUCAUCCGUCAUGCAUAAAUCUCAAUACAAGUUUCUGAGAUCUUCUUGCCAGAGUACAUCCAGUUCUCAUGCCUGGGAUCUCGUGAUUGUCACUGCAGGCUGGGAUGGACGAAUUAGAUCAUUCCACAAUUAUGGUUUACCAGUAGCUCUUUGAUGUCCUGGAUGCUAACUGAAUUCUAGAGAAUUGGUAAAAAUCUUGUUGGUUGGGUACUUCGCUUCCAUCUUGGUUAUGUGCUGCAAAUUCAUUACUUUGAUUAGCUCAUUGACCAUCUGCAACUGGAUGAUGUUUCAGAAAUAUGGGUUUCGAUUGGUCCUGUUGUCAGAUUUCUGAGAUGCAGCAUUAUCAUCUUUGUUCAUGAUGGGUGGCAGCAGUUCCCUGGUUGUCCCAAAAUCUGGCUGGGAGUUAUCAUCGGCUGGUGUAGGUUUAUCAGCAGUCCACAAAUCAAGCUUAGUUUAGGAUUUUUGAGUCGUGGUUAAACAAAUUUUUGUCUGUAGACAUGCUAGGGGUUAGGCAUUUUGAGAUAUGGAUAUCCGGAUGAUAUUAUGGCUGUGGGACCACAUCAAACCUCUUUCACAUGUUUCUCUCAAAUGGGCCAAUAGAGUGUAGAGCUGGUGGUUAGAACUUACUCUUUUUAGGUUCAUUGGCCGGUUGAAUGAUUGAUUUGCUUGUCAGCCGUCUGGUAGGGGCACAGCUGCAGCAGUUGGUAAGGUGGUGUGUGGGGCUUUGCUAAACUGGGGGUCACAUCUUCAUUGCUUUCUGCUGGAUGUAUGGAUGAUCAUUCAUCCUGGCUUACCGACAUCAUCUUUCCAGUCUAAUUGCUUUCUGCCUCCAUCUCUCUACUCGGCAAGUAGCUAAAGGAUGCCGGUAACCCUAAACCUCUUCUAUUCGCUAACUUAGUCAAUAAAUGUGAUUUUGCCGGGUUCUGUUCUACAUCGCUGGAAGGAUCUGAGUUAUUUGGGAGUUUUAACUUGAUCUUGUUUUUUUUUUGUUUAUAUAUGUUUAAUUGCAUUUUGCUGCUGUAUAGAAAAUCCCUAGUCUAUCAGAAAAGAAAAAGGAGGAAAAACCAAAAUAUGUACUGUAGCCUUUUACCAUGUAUAUGCUGCAGCAGAAAGGUCAAUAAAUACAGAGAGAGAGAGAGAGAGAUACCUGAGAACAGAGUUGAAUCUGUUGAUUCUUAUUGAUUCAUGGUCAUUGUUUGCGGAC